Mobula hypostoma (lesser devil ray) is the source of this 624-nucleotide messenger RNA. RefSeq lists its product as uncharacterized. The coding region runs from base 1 to 624 and encodes 207 amino acids. The record is from RefSeq and is a predicted model, not a curated record. The transcript is spliced from 3 exons. NCBI's taxonomy places the organism in Eukaryota, Metazoa, Chordata, Chondrichthyes, Myliobatiformes, Myliobatidae.
AUGUCCAUUCUGGGACAGCUCACUCACCCGGAUACUGAGCUGUCACCUGUGGCUCCAAGUGGCUGUUUGCAUGUGACAGUUGCCACCCCGGUACACCACAUCAACAGGUGGGCUAAAGCGGCUGAGGGUAGCCAGGGACCUCCAACCCCGGUAAAAACGAUCAUCUCAACCUUCAACACAAACACCAUCCGCCUCUUGCCUCGAUGCACAGAGUUGGCAUCACAGGCAAGCAGCUACGAGAUCUCCAUCCUGGGGAUCCAGGAACACCGUUGUGUACACCCUGACGAAGAGAUAAGGUUCACAGAGGUAGAGGGGAUGCACCUCAUCACCUCGUCUGCAUGGAGAGAGCUGGCGACGAUGUCAGCACAAGGUGGAGUAGGGCUGAUGGUGAACAGCAAGGCAAAGGAGGCACUGAGGGGUGUAGUCUCAGUCAGUGACAGAAUCCUUACUGCGGAAUUCGACGGAAACCCGGUGACCUCUGUCAUCAUCUGUUACUCCCCGCACAACAGCAGCGAGGAGAAGGAGGUGGAGGCCUUCUACAGUAAACUUCACCAAGCUGUCACUUCAAUACCGGCACAUAACUUCCUGGCUGUGCUUGGCGAUUUUAAUGACCGGGUGUAUUGA